Messenger RNA from Polypterus senegalus (gray bichir), 5024 nucleotides. It is a transcript of the gene trpm5, whose product is annotated as transient receptor potential cation channel, subfamily M, member 5. Gene Ontology annotation, biological process: calcium ion transmembrane transport. Gene Ontology annotation, cellular component: membrane. The transcript is spliced from 26 exons. Lineage: Eukaryota; Metazoa; Chordata; Cladistia; Polypteriformes; Polypteridae. Bases 41 to 3688 code for a protein of 1215 amino acids. The record is from RefSeq and is a predicted model, not a curated record. Gene Ontology annotation, molecular function: ligand-gated calcium channel activity; calcium-activated cation channel activity.
CCGGCGCACAGCACUGCGAAGACAAGUCACUCGUCUGGCCAUGCCUGUAGUACCAGACGGACCCCAGAAUGAUGUCUUACAAAGAGAAAUCUGCACCAGAUGUGGAAGAAAAAUUGAAUUUCUACAGGACAAGAGUGUUCCUGGGAAAUGUGGAUGUGUAUUUACCAUCAAUGAAAAAACGGAGCCCCGGAUACACAUUAAAUACAGAAGAGAUGUUCACUACAACGGCCAAGGAACUCAUGAGCCCGUGCAAAGAGCACGCAUGUUUGGAAAGAUUGAAUUUAAAGGAUCAGUAACAAAUCAUGCCAAGUUUGUAAAGGAGCCCUACAGCACAAAUGCAGCUGAACUGUAUUCAACCUUGACAGAGGCCUGGAACCUGUCUGCCCCGAAUCUUGUGGUGACGAUGAUGGGUGGUGAGGGGCAUUUACAGAUGAAGCCAUGGCUUCGAGACACUGUGAGGAAGGGCCUUGUGAAGGCAGCACAAAGUACAGGAGCCUGGAUAGUGACCAAUGGAUUGCGUUUUGGUGUCACAAGACAUGUGGGCGAAGCUGUGAGGGAUCAUUCACUAGCAAGCACUUCAUCAAAGGUCAAAGUCAUUGCUAUUGGUAUAACGCCGUUGAAGAUGGUGCAUGACCGAGAAUGCUUAUUCACUGCCAAGAAUGAUGAGCCGGCAUAUUAUCAUGCUGAAGACCUGCCUCAUGGCCCUACUUACUCUCUGGAUAGCAACCAUUCGCAUUUCAUACUGGUAGAGGAAGAUGAGCAACAUCCCGAUGGAACCACAGACCUGCGAAUUAAACUACUAAAGCACAUUUCUGAACAGCGUACAGGCUAUGGAGGCACUGGAAGCAUUGAGAUCCCAGUACUUUGCUUACUCAUUCAUGGAGAUCUACAAACGUUGGAGCGGAUCUACAGAGUCAUGGAAAACUCAACACCGUGUCUCAUCUUUGCCGGCUCUGGUGGCAUUGCUGACGUCCUGGCCUCCAUAAAGAAUCUGCCAUGUGAUACAGACACUGUUCAGGAACUGCUGAUGGAAAAAUUCCAUUCCAAGUUCUCCCGGGUUGAUAUCUUAAGGUGGACAGAGCUGAUCAAGCUCAUCCUUGAACAGCAGCACCUUUUAACCAUUCAUGAUCCAGCUCAAGAAGGUUCAGAAGAACUUGAUACGGUGAUUCUUAAGGCGCUGGUCAAAGCUUGCAAAAGUCAAAGCCAGGAAGCUCAAGAAUAUCUGGAUGAACUGAAGCUCGCUGUAGCCUGGAAUCGAGUAGAUAUUGCCAAGAGUGAGAUCUUUAAUGGAGAACUGGAAUGGCGGUCUUGUGACCUGGAAGAAGUAAUGAUGGACGCCUUGAUGAACGAUAAGCCAGAUUUUGUGAAACUCUUUAUUGACAACGGAAUGAAUAUCUACGAGUUCCUGACUUAUGGUAAACUUCAGGAGCUCUACUGUUCGAUUCCUCAGAAGUGCCUUCUCAAUGAGCUGCUAAGUAAGAAGCACGAGGAACACAAGCUGACCAUUGCUGCAAGGAACUCAAAUGCUCGACACGAUUCAUUUAAAAAAAACACCCGGUAUACUCUCCAUGAGGUCUCCAGGGUGCUAAAAGACUUCUUAGAUGAUUCAUGCCGUGGAUUCUACCAGGAUACCAACAAGAGAGGACCACUGGAAAAGAAUAUCAAGACAAGAAUGUCUCACGGGCAGAAAUGCUUACCCAACCUAAACCAGAGAUGUGAGAAUCCUUGGCGAGACCUCUUCCUGUGGGCAGUCCUUCUAAACAGACAGGAAAUGGCCAAUUACUUCUGGGCAAUGGGCCCAGAGGCGGUAGCGGCAGCCUUGGCUGGCUGUAAAAUCAUGAAGGAAAUGACUCGUUUGGAGUCGGAGGCUGAAUCAGCGAGGAGCAUGAAAGAGGCCAAAUACGAGCAGUUUGCCCUGGACAUGUUUAGCGAGUGCUACACAAACAGUGAAGAAAUGGCCUUUGCUUUGCUUGUGAGAAAGACAAAAUACUGGAGUAAAACUACUUGCUUGAAUCUGGCAACAACAGCCGACGCAAAAUCCUUCUUUGCACAUGACGGGGUGCAGGCCCUCCUAACAAAAACCUGGUGGGGAGCCAUGGCAACUGACACUCGCAUUUGGAAGCUGGUCCUUUGCUUUUUCUGUUCACCAUUAAUUUAUACCAACCUAAUAAAGUUCAGCGAUGAGGAGCAGCACAGCUUUUGUGAACCUGACAACUUUAAGGAUCCUGACAGUCCAGACACAGAAAAGGCCAUUCUGCUGAAUGAGAGGAAUAAUGGGUUCAACGGCAUAUCAGAAAAUGAGAAAGCAAUUGAAGGCAAUAACAGCUGGGCAGAGAGCACAAUGACACGUUGGAGAAAGUUUUGGAGUGCGCCAGUUACUGUGUUUCUGGGCAACGUCAUCAUGUAUUUUGCCUUCCUGAUACUUUUCACUUAUGUUCUUCUGGUGGAUUUUCAACCUCCUCCUCCAAAAGGGCCAUCCAUGCCAGAAUUCAGCCUUUAUUUCUGGGUCUUCACAUUGGUACUAGAAGAGAUCCGACAGAGUUUCUUUACGGAUGAAGACACUAACAUUCUGAAGAAAUGUAAACUCUAUGUGGAAGACAAUUGGAAUAAAUGUGAUAUGGUGGCGAUCCUGCUUUUUCUUGUUGGAGUCAUUUGCAGGAUGAUAGAGUCGACAUAUGAAGCUGGCCGAACAGUCCUGGCUUUGGAUUUCAUGGUUUUCACUUUGCGACUUAUUCACAUUUUUGCUAUCCAUAAGCAACUGGGACCUAAGAUAAUUAUUGUUGAAAGAAUGAUGAAAGAUGUCUUCUUCUUUCUCUUCUUCCUGACGGUUUGGUUGAUUGCCUAUGGGGUGGCAACACAGGCACUGCUGCAUCCAAAUGAGACGCGAGUGGAAUGGAUCUUCAGGAGAGUUCUGUACAGGCCCUACCUGCACAUAUUCGGCCAAAUCCCACUGGAAGAGAUUGAUGUUGCUCGCAUGCCACAUACGAACUGCUCCUACAACCCAAUUGACAUCUUUAACGAAACAUUCCCCUCAUGUCCAAACCUGUAUGCAAACUGGUUGGUCAUAUUACUGCUGGUCAUUUUUCUGCUGGUCACCAACGUGCUGCUUCUCAACCUGUUGAUUGCAAUGUUCAGCUACACCUUCCAGGUAGUUCAAGGUAACACAGACAUCUUCUGGAAGUUUCAGCGGUAUAACCUGAUUGUGGAGUACUACAACAGGCCUGCCCUGGCACCGCCCUUCAUCAUCAUCAGCCACCUCUCCCAGGCGGUCUGCAGCAUGUUCAACAAGGCUGAAUCCAAGCAGGAGCACCUUGAGCGUGACUUACCUGAAGCUGGUGACCAAAAGCUGAUGACAUGGGAGACUGUACAGAAGGAAAAUUACUUGGCCAGACUUGAGAAAAAGAAACGUGAAAGCAGUGAACAAAGACUCAAGAAAACCUCAAACAAAGUUGAUGCGCUUCUGAAAAUCUUCUCAGGAUUUAAGCAGCAAGAAAAACGUCUGGUGAGGGUGGAGACACAGCUAAGAUAUUGCAGUGAAGUGCUGACCUGGCUCAUGGAGGGCUUCAACACCAAACGACUGCCUCCUCUCUACUCAGGUCUCCCUUACAGAGCCCGAGCAGAUGAAGCAAACGCAGAGCAGGGGAUAAUGGAUUUGGAACAAACAGACCUGAAGUACAUCGACGACUAACGUCAAGGCUAGGAUAAACGAAGAAAUCAAACGAGCCAAAGCUGCUAUGCACUGGUCUAUCAAGGAAGCAAAGCUGAGGUGAUCUGGUGCAAUAGAAACGAGAACUGGGACAAUAACUUCUACAAUUGCACAAAAACACUGAGAACUGUAGGAAUGGCAAAUACCAACGACACAUGUCCUCUGACCUGCUGUUGGAAAAUGUCACCCUGUAAAUGAUAUGAAGGAUUCUAGCAAUAGUGCGUUAUAGUAGCCACCACAAAACAGAGCAAACCCUGUGAUUUAAAUGGAAAUGUUUUCUAAAAAAAAAAAACCAAACAAAACCUAAAUCCACUGUAGCCUGUUUGGGAUUUAGAGGAGGCCAUCCAUGGCUUCUCUUUAUUUAGAAUUUAGGUCAAGGGGGAACUAUUCCUGGAUGAGAUGGUACAUCACAGCACAGAAACAUCCACACUCCUCCAUGUAUUGCUAAUGUACGGACCCUCCAUUAACCCCACCUGCACAUCCCAAUAAAGUGUAACAGGAAAACCUGAGUGGCCAGAGAGACAUCCAUGCAGACCCCCAGGAGACAGCAGUUGUAACCACUGUGCCUGGCACUGCCCAAUGCAGAAAUCAUGAAUCAGCAAUUGGUAUUGAGAAGAGUCUGAGCUAACAAGUGUGUCGUUGCUACAGAAGUCGACAGAAGCGAUAUCUUAUUAGAUCAGAUGAACGUUUUAAUCCCAUAAGGGAAAUUGAGGACGCUGCUAAAAGAGCACAAACUGAGCACAAAUCCAUUGGACCAGCACUGGCAGACAACAUGCAGCAUUACAUUGGUGUCAGAAGUGGGAUUAACUCAGGUGGGAACGAACUACCAAAUGAAAUCGUCACUUCAAGGAAAACACUUCAAGGCAGAGAUGUAUUUUUAUCAGCUUUACAGAAAGGCAACUACACAAGCUGGAUGUUGAGACGUUUACAAUGAACAUGUCAGUAGUAGUAGGGUAUUGUGCCAUGAGAGCCAUUAUAGAGCCAUUAUAGAUGUAAGAAGAAGUCAAGCAAAAUGACUAACUAGAAAGAUUCCAAGGCAACUCAGGCCCCUUCUUCAGGUGAGAUGUAAUCAUCAUAGAUGACGAAAUUAAAUUUGACCAACAUCUAACUUUACUGAUUUGAACUGCCUUCUGCACUUGAUUAGUAUCAAAAUCCAAUGAAUUACCUUUAAUAGUAUGAAUCAAUCUCGUUUAAUGAUCCUUUAAUAUUCUGAGAUUAGUACUUAACCAGUCUUCCGUAUUUUGAUUACAUCUUUGCCUGAAGAAGGGGACGGAGUUUCCUCAAAAGCCUGCAUAUUGUAAUCUCUUUAGUUAGCCAA